Messenger RNA from Paramecium sonneborni, 1007 nucleotides. Lineage: Eukaryota; Ciliophora; Oligohymenophorea; Peniculida; Parameciidae. The record is from the annotation of a GenBank genome assembly.
AUGAAAUUAAAAUAAGGAAUUGUUUUCAUAGAUUGUUAAUUGAAAUCAAAAGUAUAUAAAGUAGAAGGCUAUGCGAUUUCUAAAUUUAUUAAAAAUAAUGGCUAUAAAUUAAUCUAUUUUAACCAACUUGAAAAAGCUGAACAAUUUUAAAAAUAAGUCCAAUAAUUAUCUCAAUUAAAUUAAGUUGAUACUUUAUAUAAAAAUAUGUUGGAUGAUAUCACUUUUAUAUCAGUGAAAGGGUAUCAAAUGUCUAUAAUUGAAUAGCGAAAAAUCUGGAUCAAUUAGAGUUAUUGAUGUUAGAAAAUAAAAGAAUAAUAUUCAAUAAGAAAAGACCAAAAAUGUAGAAAAUACAAAAAUAUUAAAUAGCUAGCAUGAUUAUGGAUAGUAAAAUAACAUAGAAUACAAAGUUAAAUAAUAAGAUUGUAAUGGAAUUUUAGAUGAGAUUGAAUAAAAAACGAAGGAAACAUAAAUUAUUAGAUAGAGAUUAAUUCAUUUAGAAAAAUUAGAUUAAUAAUAUGAAAAUCUAUUAUUUCAUUAUCCUAAAAAUAUAGAAAGUGUACCAAUAUUAACAGAAAGUCUUUAUAGUCUUUAUUUUGAUGGUGCAAGUAAAUCUAAUCCUGGUCCUGCUGGUGCUGGAGUAGCAUUAUUUGAUAAUUUAAAUUAAAUUAAAGAAAUCUCUUAACCUUUAGGAAAGUAAACAAAUAAUUCAGCUGAAUUUUUUGCAUUAUUUAUAGGAGUUAGAUAUGCUUUAAAUUUAGGAAUCAAUCAUUUGGUAUGUUUUGGAGAUAGCAAAGUAUUGAAAUCCUUUAUAUUAGCUUAUAAUCGACGGCAUGAAUAAUAAAAUAACUUUUUAAUAACCCCAUUUGGGAUAUUUUUAAUAAGCUAUCAGCAAAUAUACAUAAUUAUUUAAGAAAGUGAGAUUUAUUCACAUCUUGAGAAACUAAAAUAAAAUUGCUGAUAAUUUAGCUUCAAAAGCGGCUCAAAAGUAGAAAAAUAUUGAUUAGUGA